Salvia hispanica is the source of this 1744-nucleotide messenger RNA. It is a transcript of the gene TGA10, whose product is annotated as bZIP transcription factor family protein. Gene Ontology annotation, molecular function: DNA-binding transcription factor activity; sequence-specific DNA binding. NCBI's taxonomy places the organism in Eukaryota, Viridiplantae, Streptophyta, Magnoliopsida, Lamiales, Lamiaceae. Gene Ontology annotation, biological process: regulation of DNA-templated transcription; DNA-templated transcription. The record is from RefSeq and is a predicted model, not a curated record.
CUAUUCUAUCGCCGACUCAAACCCCCCCUCUCCCUCUCCCUCUCCCUCUCCCUCUCUGCGAUUUUUAUGAAAAAGUGAAGAAGAAGAAAACUAGUAUGCCGGCCUCAGUUUGCAACCUCUCUUUCUCUCUCUGACUUCACUACUCUCUCUCAUGGAUUCAAAUAAAAGCAGCAGCUCUAACAAAAAAAUGGAGCUCCACCAUCAGAAUCAACUCCUCCAUCAUCACCAUCAAAAUAAUCAGAUAUCAUUUGGGAUGAUGCACCCAUCUUCCUCAUCCGUCAUUCCAGGAAGUUUCAACAUAAGCAAUGAUUCAAGCACCUACGACUUGGGCGAGCUAGAUCAAGCUCUUUUCUUAUACCUCGACGGCCAAGAUCAUUCAGCUCACGACCUCAAACAAAAUUAUGGGAUGAGGCCACCAACUCUCAACAUUUUCCCUUCACAGCCAAUGCAUGUAGAGCCAUCACCUACAACAUCAAAGCCAAAUAGUACUGGAUUAGUUUCUCCAUCAACCAGCGCCUCCAAGAGAUCAUCUGAGCCGUCCAUGGAGUUAUCCAACCCUAAAACUAAUGCCGCUUCGGGCAAAGCAGUUAAGCGUGAGGGAAACCGCAAAGGCCCUACCUCAAGUUCGGAGCAAGAAGGACCAAAAACACCAGACCCCAAGACGCUGAGGAGGCUUGCUCAGAAUAGAGAAGCGGCUAGGAAAAGUAGGCUAAGGAAAAAGGCUUAUGUUCAACAGCUAGAAUCAAGUAGGGUGAGGCUUUCUCAACUAGAGCAAGAAAUACAAAGAGCUAGAACACAAGGAUUUCUUAUAGGAAAUGCUAGUUUGGGAGACCAAGGCGGCGUUCCUGCUCCGAUGAGCAACAUAAGUCAUGAGACGGCCAUGUUUGACAUGGAGUAUGCCCGGUGGCUAGAGGAGCACCACCGCCUGACGGUGGAGCUCCGGAAUGCGGUGCACGAGCACCUACCGGAGAACGAGCUCAGGCUCUUUGUGGACAACUGCUUGGCACACUAUGAUCAGGUUAUCAACCUGAAGAGCAUGAUCGCCAAAUCCGACGUCUUCCACCUCGUCUCCGGCAUGUGGAAGACGCCGGCCGAGCGGUGCUUCAUGUGGAUGGGCGGCUUCCGGCCGUCCGAGGUCAUUAAGAUAAUAAUGAGCCAAGUAGAGCCAUUGAGUGAGCAGCAACUGAUGACAAUAUGUGGGGUUCAACAAUCAACACAAGAGGCAGAAGAAGGUCUGUCACAAGGGCUUGAUACUCUGACUGCUUCCCUUUCAGAAACCAUUGCUUCAGACUCACUCACACUCCCUCCUAACAUCAACACCUACAUGCCCCAAAUGGCCCUCGCCAUCAACAAGCUCUCCACCCUCGAAGGCUUCAUUCGACAGGCAGAUAAUCUGAGGCACCAAACACUCCACCGGCUGCACCAAAUCCUGACCACCCGCCAGGCCGCGAGGUGUUUUCUGGCGAUCGCGGAGUACUUCCACCGCCUCCGCGCACUCAGCUCACUCUGGGUAGCGCGCCCCCGCCCGGAGUAAAUCACUACCAUGCUUGACAUAAUUUAGACAUCUAUCUUUCUAUGUAUCAUGGGAUUUUCUUUUUCUUUUUUCUCUUUAAUUUCUCUUUUAGGUUGAUGAUUAAGGAGGUAUGUACGUAGGAACACAGAGAAAUGUAAAAAUUAGUAAUUAAUUAAUGGUACAACUACAAGUACUGAUCGAUCAACAAUUAAUUUUCACUUUUUCGAUAUA